UGACCGUGUUAAAUAUCGAACUGUUGCAUACAGUAUUUGUAUUUUAAUUAGUACAAACAGAUCGAGUUACUUUCUUGCUAAAUUUAGAGUAAAUGAGAGUACGUCAGUUUUCGUGAUCCAGACAAGGUCAGAGCAAACAGACUAGUCAUACUUAAAUAUAACAUGGAAUAGUUUUCAGAUUUAAACUCACGCCACACUGAAAGGUUUGAAGGGUUGGCAAGACGUUCUAAUCAGCCAUAUCUAGCUUUCUAUACAAGUGUCGCUUCUCAAUAUAUGUGUUGUUUCUUAAUAGAAGUGUUUGCUCAUCCAUAGGAAAGUUGUGUGGAUUUCGUAUACAAACUAAAUUUAACCCCCGAAACAAGGAAACUAAGGAAAUAACAGGUGUUCGUACCAUAGAGGAAUAGCGGAGACAAUGCCGGUCGUUACGUGUUGCGUGAAUUUCUGUGCUGUGGGUAUCCCGCUGAUCGUUAGUUCGUUUGUGAUGGUGUUUGCCUUUGUCUUACACCUGUGUGGAGCUGUAUCACCAACGUGGUUCGACUUCACGUAUUCCGGCACCUCGUCUGGGACCAGUGGUUACCAGGGACUGUGGGGACACUGUACCAUCGUCAGUAACAAUGUAUGUUGUGGUACCGUCAGCAACUACUACAGCACAAGCGGAGGUGUCCCAGACUGGCUGACGGCCACCCAGUACAUGGUCGCUAUAUCACUGGUUUGCGGCGUUGCCUCUAUAGUCCUGGUUUUUGUUGCUUCCUGCUGUGCCUCCAAGACGAUCGCUGUCCCGGCUGUAGUGACUGCUAUCCUGACAAGUGUUUUAUUAGGUGCUGCUGUGAUCACAUUUGGAUCCGCCGUGUCGUCGGAGAGCUGGACAACUCGAUCUGACUAUAACUUUGGGUUUUAUUUCAUCAUCUUCUCUAUGAUCGGGUACACAGGCUGUGCCGUUCUCAUCAUAGUCGGCAUCUGUACUGCAACUGCCCUCACAGCCGUUGUACCUGGACCUUUGUAACGCAACAAAGCACAGAUCUUCCCUUGCAAGGCCGUCCUAGAAGUAGCCUGCUUAAUCGCACUCCUAUACAAGGUCCAUAGGAGGAAGAGAGUUUGUAGAACACAAUAUGCUUAUAAAUUCAUCCAUAUAUCAUAAUGAUUAUUCAAUCACUAACAAUUACUAGUAAUGGUAUUUAUGUCACAGGAUAGAGCAGAGAAACUUAACUGACCUUUGAAUUCACAUCUGGUCUGGAACCACCUUUUGUAUGUAUAUGUACUUUAAUUUAUUCACCAAUGUUCACUGCACCAGAAAUGAUCAUGGAAGAUAUGUACAUCAUUGCAAAGAGUAUAUUAGGUCUAUGAAGAUAUAUAGUUAUCACUGGCUUUAUCUUUAAUGAAUUACUUUGUUCAGAAGAUUAACUCUACCAAGGUAACAGAUAAUUACCUGGGUACAUGUAUAUAUCAUUGUUAUAUUUAUUAUUUAUUCAAUCUUUUAAUCUACAAUGUUGUACACUCAAUAAUUCCAAUGCUUCUCAUUUAAAUGUGGUAUGUUGUAAUGCAUGAUGGGAAAUAAAAUAUUGCCUGGAGUUUCAUGGUUCCAUGUUAUUUAAUCAAUACUGGUAGUGAAAUGUGUUGACAUCGGUUCCUUUUUUCUGUAAAACUCGUUCAUGAUCAGUAGUUAACAUGGAACUUUUCCGUGUAAAAAUCUUCAAACAUUACAAUUUACAACCCUUCUUCCACAU
This is a messenger RNA of Pecten maximus, 1724 nucleotides long. RefSeq lists its product as uncharacterized. NCBI's taxonomy places the organism in Eukaryota, Metazoa, Mollusca, Bivalvia, Pectinida, Pectinidae. The coding region runs from base 413 to 1003 and encodes 196 amino acids. The transcript is spliced from 4 exons. The record is from RefSeq and is a predicted model, not a curated record.